Molecule: messenger RNA, 1578 nt
Organism: Aspergillus alliaceus
Lineage: Eukaryota; Fungi; Ascomycota; Eurotiomycetes; Eurotiales; Aspergillaceae
Exons: 5
Coding region: 1-1578 (525 amino acids)
Source: RefSeq, a predicted model, not a curated record
AUGCUGGAUGGCCCGGAGGGAUCAAUAGAUAACGGUUUUGCGACGAGCCAGACAGUGGUCCGGCAAUCCCGCAAGGUUGCCCAGGUCAAACGGUCCAUCCUAACAACAAAUCGGACGGCAUUGGACACGGUCUUUGAGCAUGCAGAGGAGACCUUCCACGUUUACUGCCACUAUCCUGCAGGUUCGAAGGAGUGCGAGCGUAUCUUCGUUGAUGGUGUUGAAGACACGAUUAUUUCCCUCCCUGAUAAUAUUGGAGACGGGCCCUUCGGUUGCAUUGUAUAUAUGAGACCAGUAGGUGACGGCUUCCAAAUGCCCCAGCAUCACUUGGAGCAUCGGUCGCUAGAGGGGAUUCGGAAUCCCGUGUAUGAGAUCCGAGUGGACUACACCAACCUCCUAUGCUACUGGGACCAGAUCACGGACUCUCCUGUUAGUCGGGUCAAACGAGGUCUUGAUAAACAAGAGCUUACACAGGAAGAAUGGCGAGCUCGUGUGCAGCGCGCUAUUGUCCACGACAACCAAGUCCGCAAACGUGACGAGAGCAUUCAGGUCAAAAUGCCAAUGGAGUACUCCAGCCCCCAUAUUAACAAGUGUUGGUGGGGUGCAUUCCGAGACUGGCUCAAGAAACUUCCUUGGUGUCAUACCCCUGGCUUCCACCAUACGAUUAAUCUCAUCCGGGCACGAUGGGGCUGCCCUGGACAAACAUUCUCGGCUGACCUUCAGAUGGGCUUGGAGGCAAAUAUUGCUAUGGAUGCAAGAUAUGCUUACUAUCUGUCUGUAACCUUUAUUCCACCGGGCAAACCAGAGACCUUUGCCUACUUUGGUAUGGAACCAACUGCUUAUUUAGGUCUGCAUAUUGAAGGUAACGCCCAGAUGCAAACAACAACGGGUAGAAAGAAGAUUAUCGAUACACUAUCAUAUCCGGGAUUGGCUGUAAAAGGUACCGCCGCUAUCGGGCCAACUCUGGGUAUUCGUGGUAAGAUUACUUUGCACGGCCAGGUCGACGCCGGCGUGACACUUUCUUUCGGCAAGGCAGAACGAACCAAAGGUCCAGCGCCCGGAACCGUUAAGCCUGUCUUUGAGGCGGGAGCUAUAGUCGACGCCCAGCUGGACAUCCUUGUCACUCCCGAGGCCAACAUCGGUCUCAAAAUUGGUGGUGGCACACUUGUAGGCAGUGCUACCCUUAUGGAUGCCCAGCUGACUGGGUAUGUAACGGGCGAUCUCUCCUUCCAAGCCCAUAGUGAUUACGACACAACUAUUAACACAUACAAAUACCGUUUUGGCUCCUAUCUAUUCUACAACCUCAGAUAUAAAGCGACAGCCAAGAUACUGAAUUUUGUUGACUGGGCACUGGGUCCACGCAUGGCAUACUCUCCGGACAAAACUGUGAAGCUCUACGAAAAGCAGGGCUCUAUUCCCCUAGCAAAUUCAAGGAAGAAUAGACGAAGUGUACCCAAUGACGUAUCCACGGGACUGAUUAAUACCUCAGCGCAUGUUCUGAUAAACAAUAGCAUGUCUGCUUAUCUUGAUCCGGCAACAGAGCUAUUCCGACGCAAAUAUCCUAUGGACACAGGUGAGUAG